This is a messenger RNA of Brenthis ino (lesser marbled fritillary), 201 nucleotides long. NCBI's taxonomy places the organism in Eukaryota, Metazoa, Arthropoda, Insecta, Lepidoptera, Nymphalidae. The record is from the annotation of a GenBank genome assembly.
AUGAGAUUGGCCGCCGUGGCCGGAAUCGAGUGUAAAAUGCCUGGAAUCGACCAGACGUCCCGCCGCGCCACUGAACGAUGGCUGCGAGGCUCCCGGCCCGCGCUGCUCCGCGCAUGCGUACUCCGCGCCGUCCACAGCGCCGCCCGCAAUGUGUAUCCCGACGCUCCUGCCGCGCACUUGGCUUUCCAUUACUUGCCCACG